AACCCUUCAGGGCCUCGUGCCAUCAACCACUCUGAACUGAGAAACUAAAACCCUAAUAUUAACAUGCCCUUUAGCUUCUCUCACUCCUUCUACCUCCAAACCCUCACCCAAACUAAUGAUGCUACCUCCAGACCCCAUCAAACCCACCUCCAGUCUCUCUUUUUCUUCUUUCUUUACUCCCAAAUCUUCAUUCAAACUUUACCCAGUAUCCCUUCCCUCCAUUUCCAUUUCUAUUUCCAAACCCAGAACGACCCUCUCCUUCAAACUCCACUCCUCCUCCUCCUCAUCACAAUCCCAAAUUCCAAACCCACCUCCCUCCUCCGAUCACUCCCAUACCCUACUCUCAAUCCUCCGUGCCAUACCCGAUUGGGCCGACAGCGUUAAAGAGCGAGGAAUGCGGCGGAAACGGACCCUCUACAACCACGAAAAAUGGGUUCAGCACCGGAGCUCGCUUCGCCAUUUGCGUCACGUCUUGUCCAGCCUAUCGUCGCGGGUGAUUCUGUCCCUCGUACCGCCCGUGAUCGCCUUCACUUCUUUCGCGGUGGUGAUCGCCGGGUAUAAUUCCGCAGUGUUGGUGCACUGGUUGCCGGAUUUCUUCCCCGUAUUAAAGUCCUCGACGUUGCCUUAUCAGCUGACGGCGCCGGCGUUGGCUCUCUUGUUGGUGUUCCGGACUGAGGCGUCGUACUCGAGGUUUGAGGAGGGGAGAAAGGCGUGGAUUAGAGUGACUUCAGCGACCAACGAUUUAGCAACACAGGUGAUUGCUGGGGUUGACACUUUGGGGAAUGAUGCAACGCUCAAGAAGGCGCUUUUGCGGUAUAUUAUGGCAUUUCCGGUUGCGCUUAAGUGUCAUUUGAUUUACGCGUCAGAUGUUAGGCAAGACCUCCAAAAUUUGCUUGAUGUAGAUGAUCUAUCAAUAGUACUCAAUUCAAAGCAUCGGCCCUGUUGCAUUAUUGAGUUCAUCUCUCAAAGCCUCCGGUUGCUAAAGUUGGAGGAAUCGAGGAGAAAUAUGUUGGAGUCAAAGAUCUCUUAUUUGCAUGAAGGAAUUGGUGUUUGUGAACAACUUAUGGGUAUCCCCAUACCCCUCUCUUAUACUCGAUUGACAUCAAGGUUUCUGGUCCUCUGGCAUCUCACUCUUCCUAUCAUACUGUGGGAUGAUUGCCAUUGGAUUGUGGUUCCUGCUACUUUCAUUAGCGCUGCUUCUUUGUUCUGCAUAGAAGAAGUCGGUGUUCUUAUCGAGGAGCCAUUUCCAAUGCUCGCACUUGAUGAAUUUUGCAAGCUGGUUCACAACAAGAUUGAGGAAGCAAUUGCAAAUGACAAUGUAAUUCAAGCUCACCUGGGUGCAAAAUUAAGGAGCCCAUCUACGGAGCACUCAACCAAUGGCUGCCCUAAUUCUUAGUUUGUGGGAAACUCAAUUUUUUACUCCAUAAUUGAGGCCACAGGCAAAGAUUGGACUGCUGGGGUGGCUGCAUCUUCUGUCAUCUAAACUACACACAUUAGAGGAAGCUUUAGCAUCAAAGUGCAAGUAUUUCUUAUAUCUGGUAUGUGUAUAUAAUAGAGUCGUCGUGUUUACAAUAGAAUAAGCCACUGAUUUGAGCUGUUCGGAGUUUCUAUUUAUUGCAGCAUAUAAUUUCCAAAA
Carya illinoinensis is the source of this 1636-nucleotide messenger RNA. RefSeq names its product UPF0187 protein At3g61320, chloroplastic. The record is from RefSeq and is a predicted model, not a curated record. The coding region runs from base 116 to 1396 and encodes 426 amino acids. Gene Ontology annotation, molecular function: voltage-gated chloride channel activity. Gene Ontology annotation, biological process: regulation of photosynthesis, light reaction. Lineage: Eukaryota; Viridiplantae; Streptophyta; Magnoliopsida; Fagales; Juglandaceae. The transcript has 4 exons.